UCAGAAGCAUUUGGAUCCAUUUGCAGCUUUUAUUUAGAAUAGUCAGACAAUACAGGGUCAAAUGCCGGCAAAGCAGAACAGCAGGGGCUAGACAGAGACAGAGUCAAAUACCAGGUGGAAGAACAGGGCAUGCGGCUAGCAAACAGAGUCCAGAUGAAACAAUCCGAGGUCGGGGCAGGCAGAGAACAAUCAGAAAAACAGGAAACAGUCCAAGGUCAAGUACACAGAAAUCAAACAUGGGUAUAUCGCUCAGAAAUGACAGCCAGAGCAAAUCAAGACUUCGCAAAGAGUCUGUGUGUGUGAGUGGCUUAAAUGUGUGUGUGUGUGUGUGUGUGUGUAAAUGAGGUGCAGGUGUGGAUGAUCAUUCAGUCCCAGGUAUGAGGAUGAUGGGAAUUGGAGUCCGAAUGGAAAUGGUUAAUAUUCAGGGAAUGGCUCCUUCUGGUGGUGCGAGGGAGGCGGUACUGGAGCCUCCUCUGUAACAAAACCCCAGACUGCCUUACUAUUUUUACAUUCAUAUACAGUACGAGGAAGAAUAACAGUAUGAAAGCUCAUUUACCACCAUGUCUGUCAUCAACAGGAAGUUCCAAGGAACUAAUGCCACAGCUCUUCAGAACAGCAGCAGUGUGAUUAGAUGAAGAGCAUUUUAAAAUUAGUCGAUACAAUGAAUACAGUCUUUAAGAGUGAAUCAUCAAAUCAUUCAUUCAGUAUUGGUUGUACACUAGUUAUUGCAUUGCUUUGUGGGAUUGAAUGAGUGCACUUGAUAAUGUCCACUAUAGUUUCAGGCACCACUACAAACAGUGUGUUUGAAGCUGCUGUGUUUUCUUCUAAACAUUAAGCAAAUGAGAACAGUUCGGUCAUUUAUGGUGGUGAUGACCUGUAGAGAAAUGCUUAUGAACGUCCUUCAAAUUCUUCAGUGUUACUAUCGAUACUAUAUACAAGUUUUGAUAUUAUAAGAUAUUAAAUUUACACACACAAACACCCACAAUAUAGUGGUAAAGUGAGACAAAUGGUUUUUAUAAUAAUUAUAGAUUAAAAUGAAUAUAUUUCUAAAAAUCACUAGUCAUUUUUAUACAUGUUUAUGGAUGGUUCUAAACUUUAGUGUCUGAUGACACCUUUUAGUUUUUUUCACACAUUGACCAAACAUUUUUUCCCCCGCUGAUGUUAAAAGAAGAUAAGCACUGACUACUUAAACACAUCUAUACAGAAACAAGGAACCAAAUAGUUUAAUGUAAGACGGUUAAAGAGCAAAAAUGUCUGAUGAUAUUUAUGACGAUGCCUUCGGGACAGAGACUGAGAGAAUGGAGAUGACGGUGGAUAUCUAUGAGAGUGUAGAUCAUGUGAGAGAUCAUGACUUCAGGACAAAGAUACACCAACCACUUCAGCGUACAGGUAAUCACAUUCAUUUCUUUGAUUAAAUGUUCCAGUUUGCACAUGUUCAGUCAUUUAACAUCAUGUCUGUGGUGUUCAGGAAGAUCAGAAGCUCCAGAGCAGCUCCAAUGUGUUUGGUGCUGCUGUGUGUUCUUCUGAUGCUAUUAUAGGACUUUAAAACUAAAGUUACAGACAAUAACUAAUUGUUUGCGUAUGUCACAAACUUCAGUGUUCCUCAUGAAUGAACACACUCAGUAAGGCCAUAAAUCUGAUAUUAAUUAUCAUGUUAAUUACUGUGCGCCUUUAGCCCCAACAGCAGGGGUGCUUUUUACCCCAAAUACCAUACAUAUUUACAUAUUCUUUCGUUAUUUAAAAACUGUUGCUUUAAUUAUCUUAAACAAAACUGAAAAUCAUAAAGAAGACCUUUGUCUCAAAAUAUAUGCAUUAAUUUUAGCGAUUCUCAUUUGCUACUUAAAUCUACAACAUUUUAAAAACCAUCAAAUAUUAGAUCAAGUAAGCACAGAAUCAACUUCGCACUGCUGCGUGUGAUCAUAUCAAAGAUCAGACAAAUAUACACGCGCAUCUUGAAAAGCGGAAGUUUUGGAAAGUGCUAUGCCACGUUUCUGUGCCAUCUAGUUGGUUAGAUGAAAAUAAUCAAAGGCACCUUUUCCCCCGGGGUGCCUUUAGCCCCGUUGUACCCUGUACAUAUUUAAGGGAUGAUGCAAACCAUGGUAUAAAUAUAUUUAUAAAAUGGUUAGUUCCAUUCCUCGAUUCUGAUUGGUCGGCAGCUGUGUUUUAUUCACGAUACAGCACGGCUAUGACCGCUUCACCAAACCAUUCUAUGUAUCACUGAGCAACACCAUUAGCAACAUAAACAAUCAAUAGCAUCAAAACUGUUUAAUGUAUUAUGCAUUUCGGCAGAAUUAACUGUCUGUUAUUUAUUUAAUGAAGCAUGAGUGACCCCUGCUGGCGUUAUGUUGCAUCUUUCAUCUUUAAUUUUGAGAACCCGCCCGUCUAAAUAAACGCUUCUCAUGCGGAGAUGUGUUGUUGAUGUGUGUGCAGCGCGCGUCUGAGUGAAAGACUGCAGUUUCCGAAGUGAGGAGGGAAUAUUACUGAAUUUGUUAGUUUUCUGUUUCAGGUAUGAUUCUGUGUGUCCAUCAGUUUACACUGUAAUGACGCUUGCAAACUCGCGCUGUGCCGCGAAUCGGUCUGUUUUAAAAUUAAAAGACGCAAAACAGAAGUUUUCUCAAGCUGAGAGAUAGGCAGAUGUAUGUGUGUGAGAAAAUAUCAUAUACGGUGUUUAAAAAAUCAAUGAGAGCGGAUGAUAAGAGCUCUGUUUUUAUUUAAGCUCCAUUAGACGAGAGGCAGGUUCGGAACAUUCUCUUGCUGUUUACUGUUGCUGUCAGGAACUAUUUUUUAGCGGAAGGACAGCAUUUAACAAACUUGCUUCAAAAAAGUAUCAUUUCAAUACAUACAUUUUGGGUUUUAAUAUUUUGUGUGUGAUAAGAUGAAGAGCAUUUUAAAAUUAGUCGAUACAAUGAAUACAGUCUUUAAGAGUGAAUCAUCAAAUCAUUCAUUCAGUAUUGGUUGUACACUAGUUAUUGUAUUGCUUUGUGGGAUUGAAUGAGUGCACUUGAUAAAUGUCCACUAUAGUUUCAGGCACCACGACAAACAGUGUGUCUGAUGAUAUUUAUGACAAUGCCUUCGGGACAGAGACUGAGGGAAUGGAGAUGACGGUGGAUAUCUAUGAGAGUGUAGAUCAUGUGAGAGAUCAUGACUUCAGGACAGAGACAAAGAUACAUCAACCACUUCAGCGUACAGGAAGUGAUUCAGAGAGGAUCAGAAGCUCCAGAGCAGCUGUAGUGUGUUUUGUUCUGCUGUGUGUUCUUCUGCUGACUGCAGUCAUAAUGCUGUGUGUCUACAUCCAUACAAACAACACAAACUACACAAACUACACACAAGAGACAAACCAGCUACUAACCAACAUCACCAACCUCACAGAAGAAAGAGACAAUCUACGAACCAACAUCACCAACCUCACAGAAGAAAGAGACAAUCUACGAACCAACAUCACCAACCUCACAGAAGAAAGAGACAAUCUACGAACCAACAUCACCAACCUCACAGAAGAAAGAGAUAAACAUGCAAAUCUGUUGAACAAGAGAGACCAGCUAAUAAAUCAGCUUCCAAUUCUUGGUAAAGAUGAUGGAUGGAUUUACUAUCAAUUCAGUUUUUACUACAUGUCCAAUGAGACAAAGAACUGGAAUGAUAGCAGACAAGACUGUAAAAAGAGAAGAGCAGAUCUGAUCAUCAUAAACAACAGAGAGGAACAAGAUUUUGUUAUGAAAAUUACUGAUAAAAGAGAAUUCUGGAUUGGUGUGACUGAUGUUGAUGAAGAGGGCAGAUGGAGAUGGGUUGAUGGCAGCACAAUGACCUCUGGGUUCUGGGCAUCCAGUGGAGAAAUAAAAGAGCCAAAAGGAGGACGUUUAGAGAACUGUGCUGUGACUUAUUUAAAAAAGAUCCCUGGUGUUUUAGGGUGGCAUGAUGUUAAAUGUAAUGAUGCUUAUCAAUGGAUCUGUGAGAAGAGUAUUUUACCUCUCAUACAGUCCUAGGAUUUUUUUAAAUGUAUCUAAUUUUUUUUUUUUUUUGGGACGACCCAGGUUUAACAAUGCAAAUCUUUCAUAACUAAUGAUUAUCAUUUAAAGCAGGGGUGUCCAUUUUUGCUUCUGAAUCGUCAUAUUGUGUCUUUGAUAUUUGAUUUAUGAUAUGAAAUAUUUAUUACUAGUUUGCAGGCAGGUGUGUUGGAGCUGAAGUCUUUAGGAUGGUGAUUCUGCAGGAGCAGGACUUGAACACUCCUGUUUGAAGAAAAAUAUUUAUUGCCAUCUUGCAUCUUAUUGACUGUGUUGAAAAUGGCCGCUGUAAAAUUGUUGUAGUGUUCAUCUUGUUGCCAGGAUGAUUGUUUUGUAAACUGGAAUGGAUUUAUAAGACAAUAAACAGAUUAAUUCAACUCAACUCAACUCAACUCAACUUUAUUUAUAGAGCACUUUCAACACCACAAGUGGAACCAAAGUGCUGAACAGAGGGUAUAAAAGAGAAAAUAAAAACAAAAAACAUAAAAACAAUGCAACAUAUGACAUACACAACUUACAAAGCAUUGUCAAAUGCUAAAGAAAACAAAUACGUUUUAAGAGCACUCUGAAAAACACCCAAUGAAUGACAAGUUUUUACUGACAAAGGAAGGUUAUUCCAGAGCCUAGGAGCUGCAACAGAGAAAGCCAGAUCACCUUUACAUUUUAAGCGGGAUCGCGGAACCAUGAGACGCAAUUGAUCAUUUGAUCGCAGAGAUCUACUGGAUUGACAAUGGCUGAUUAAAUCAGUAACAUACUCAGGUGCUAGGCCAUGCAGAGACUUAAAAACAUACAACAACGCUUUGUAUUGAAUUCUGUAACGUAUGGGUAACCAAUGUAGUUUCAUUAACACCGGAGUGAUGUGCUCUCUCUUCUUAGUACCCGUUAAAAGUCUGGCAGCUGAGUUCUGAACGAGCUGCAAACGGGAGAGAGAAGCCUGACUCACACCCAGAUACAAAACAUUACAGUAGUCCAAACGGGAUGACACAAAGGCAUGAACAACCUUCUCCAUAUCAUCAAAAGAAAGGAUAGAUUUCAAUUUAGAUAUUGAUCUAAGAUGGAAGAAACUAUUCUUAACGACAGCAUUGAUUUGCCGGUCAAAUUUAAGCUCGGAGUCAAAAAUGACACCAAGGUUCCUCACGCUAGACAGUUUUUUCCCGGGAAACAACCCCAGGCAGUCAUCAUCCACACACCCUUUAUUUCCAAAUAAAAUCAUCUCGGUCUUAUCCUCAUUUAAUUGGAGAAAGUUAUUCGCAAGCCAGCACUUAACUUCGGCCAAACAUGCAUGAAG
Onychostoma macrolepis is the source of this 5286-nucleotide messenger RNA. Its product is annotated as C-type lectin domain family 17, member A-like. Lineage: Eukaryota; Metazoa; Chordata; Actinopteri; Cypriniformes; Cyprinidae. The coding region runs from base 3009 to 3980 and encodes 323 amino acids. The transcript has 5 exons. The record is from RefSeq and is a predicted model, not a curated record.